This is a messenger RNA of Phragmites australis (common reed), 2583 nucleotides long. RefSeq lists its product as uncharacterized. The coding region runs from base 470 to 1081 and encodes 203 amino acids. The record is from RefSeq and is a predicted model, not a curated record. The transcript is spliced from 3 exons. Lineage: Eukaryota; Viridiplantae; Streptophyta; Magnoliopsida; Poales; Poaceae.
GCCCACCCGUCAGUGGCACGCGCAGUCCACGGUUACUCCCAACCCAAAAAAGCUGACUGGCUCCACCGCAGUCCUCCUCCGCCAUUUCCAUCCACCUCCGAGCUCGCCUUACAACUUCUCCGCUCGCGGCGGCUACAUCCUUCCGGCUCCCCAGCGCGUUCGUCCAACUCCCGUCCGCCCCUCUAGCGCUCAUUCCACUCAAGAGUCAAGCCAAGCACGCCACCCGCAGUCACUUCUUCACUCGUAGUCGUUCUCUUCUCAACUCUUGGCUGGCGAGGAGUGCAGAUCCACCCGGACUUGUGCGCUCAUUUCUUCUUUUCCUUGCAUGUUUCUUGAGGAACCAUUUUGCGGUGUGUCAAAGUAGCACCCGAAGAUACUCUACAUCAGUAUUCAGUACAUACCAUUUUAGGUUUCCUCGAUCAGAUUUUCUGCAAGAAUUCAGCUCAUGGUGGCUGCAUGAGCAGCUGAAAUGCUACUGACUGUGGAGGGGGGAGGGUUUUUCUCGUCGUCAGCAUCAGGAUAUAGCCAUGGCCUCGCUCUCUUGCUACUUGGACGGAAAGGUGAAGAGAAGCGUGACAAGGGAUCACCAUGUAGUCAAUACAGACUAGUUGGUCAAGAAGCUGGGCAUGACUGCCAAGUGCCAUCAGCGAAAAAUGAUGUUCCUGGUAAAUGUGCUUCCUUUAUCUGCUUUGGCUGCACACCUGCUAGGCUUGUGGGGGCAUCUCCUCCAAAAUUGAGUUCAGGUAACAGGUCUGGGAACACAUCAGAACAAUCAUCCAGUUCAACCACAUCAACAGCUAAUGGUUCCAUCAAUGGAAGUGGGAGAAAAGGUUGUCUCAAGAACAACCUAAAAAGGGAUUCAUCUGAGCGUUCUACAUUAAGUUUCGGCGAGGAGCCACGUGAGUCGCUUGAAGAGGUGCAAACCUUGAGAUUUGGUAUGGAACAGAGAAAAGUUCAGUGGACUGACUCUUGUGGGAAGGAACUUUUCGAGAUAAAAGAAUUUGAGAGCAGCGAUGAUGGUCUGCCAGAAGAUGACCAAGAAAACGAGGGUUUCAGGAAAUGCGAAUGUGUGAUCCAGUGAUCUUCACUUCUGCAAAGUGCCCUGGCCGAGCCGAGGCGGUGCUUCAUGGGAUCUUGCAGUUCUGAUCUUUGUGGUCGUAAUACAUGACAAGAUGCACAGGCUGCUUGCUUCCUUCCGAUGAAGACAGAUACUCGAGGAGGAAUCUGGGAACUUUUUUUUUUGUACUACCUUGGUUCUUAUGUUCAGUUAGUGCACAUAAUAUGUAGGGCUACAAUUUUGUCAUGGUUGACUACUUCUAGUCGUUUCACAUUCACCUCCAACCUAUUCUCCCUUUCCCUAUCGAGAAGUGCUUCUAUGCUUUCAGAAAACAGGGAGGCACGAAUCACAAAACACCUUUCGUCUAAUUACGCAUCACUUGAGGAUUCGGGCUAUUGGAGUCUAGACUGGAAGUCCAUUUGGGCCUGAACCGUCCACGUAGUCGUCACCUCCCCAUGAUUCCCUUCUCUUGGUUUUUCGCUUUCCUCCCCGCCGCCCAUCAUCAUCAUGUGGAGCCACUUCGCCGCCGCAUGUCCUUGUCGCGUGGUGCUGCUCCAUUGUCACCCGUCCACAUCACGUGGUGCCGCUCCACCGGCGCCCGUCUUCGUCGCGUGGUGCCGCUCCGCCGUCGUCCCUGGCCAUCUCUCAUUGUCCGACUCCUCUGCAAGGCGAGAUCGAGAAGCCCUCUCCUUCCUCCGCCAUCUCUCCCCUGGUCCAGCUACCCUGGGUGAGCCUCCAUGUUCCCUCUUUUCCGUUCUUUCCUUCAGAUCAAGUAGCAUUAGCCAUGGAAACAAUAGGUUAUAAUUCCGAUUUGUCAUUUCAUUUUUGCUAUCAAAGUGCUAACUAUCAAAUGAGGUGCACUAGUGUUGUUCUAUAGACCAAUUCAUUUUUUUUUUCAGUAAAUGCUUGCACUUUUCCUCUCUCGUCGCUGAAAUUGGGCUAUCUGUUGGAAAGUAUUUGGAGUUGAUAGCAUUCAUCUUAGUUUCAGGGAUCCGACAACAAAGAGUGCUCAUCAAUACUUCAUAAAGCUUUGGAAGGCACAGUGAUGCUACACACUUUUCCAAAGACCACAAUUGAUGUUUUUGCCUUGGUUCUUGAGUCUGGUGGCAUUAUGAUACUACUAUAGACUUUGCUUUUUGAUGAUAAGUAUAAUACACCAGGUUUUGCAUUUUGUUAAGGCAAAAAAAAAUUUUAGUUCAGUGCUUUAGUACAUAUGUGGAAAUUCUGUUCAUGUCUAAGAAGAAGGAACAUUGAACUGCUGCUCAUCUUUCUAACAUGAUAGAGCCUCUAAUAUUCUUGGUCUUAUGAGAUAAAGUUAAAGCUAAGUUAUACCUAACAAGUACCCAGUUUGAACAUGCCAUUAUUACCUUAGUGUUUCACCUUGCUCUUUGAGAAGGUCACGGAGAAACUCGACAAGACUUUAACCAUAAUUUGUCAAUCUCGCAUGGCAGGGGUCAACUGCAUAGAUGUUCCUAUGUAUCAUUUUUUUUUGCUUUGCAUACAACAACUGGAUAAUGCCUCGUGUA